AGUUCGUACGGUAAACAAAGGAAAUAUUGUCUAGAUUAUGGCUCAUACACGCACACUGUUUUGCAAACUGUGUCUGCAAGCGUCUCCUCAGGCCAGGAGAAUGGGGAGGAGGGGAGUUCCCAUUCCCACUCGUGUACAUUGCCUGAACGCAAACUUUAAAGCCUUUUCAUUAAGCGCCAAGAUGGCGGAAUGGCAGACUAAAGUUCCGGUACCAAAACAAUUACUCGAACCACUAGAUUUGCCGAGCGUUCAUCUCUUUGGGCCUGGCCCGGCUAAUCCAUCAUUACGGACUUACAAUGCGCAUGCAAUGCCGCUAUUGGGACAUCUACAUCCCGAGUUCUGCAAGGUCAUGGACGAAACAAAGGCCGGUUUGAAAUACGUGUUUCAGACCAAUAACGCUUACACGUUGGCCAUCACUGGAUCGGGACAUGCUGCAAUGGAAGCUGCGAUCAUAAACCUUGUAGAACGAGGAGAACGCAUUCUAGUGUGUGUCAAUGGGUUGUGGGGUAACAGAGCGCGCGACAUAGCAGAAAGACAAGGUUGUGAUGUACAGGCCAUUGAAAAGCCGCCUGGAGAAUACCAUACAUAUGCUGAAAUUGAACAGGGCCUCAAAGACCAUAAGCCUUCAGUGUUGUUUCUUGUUCACAGUGAGUCUUCUUCAGGAAUAUGUCAGCCAUUAGAUGGCAUUGGAGCUUUAUGUCACAGACAUAAUUGCUUGAUAAUUGUGGACACUGUAGCAUCUCUUGGUGGUACACCUUUCUUCACUGAUGACUGGGAUCUGGACUGUGUCUAUACAGGCUCUCAAAAGUGUUUAGGGGCACCUCCAGGAAUAUCACCAAUAACCUUCAGUCCUAGAGCCAUGGCAAAGGUGAACAGCAGAGAACUCAAAGUGCCAUCAUUUUACUUGGAUAUAAAAGAAUUGGGGAAUUACUGGGGAUGUGAUGAAGGGCCAAGAAGGUGGACCUUAAUUCUUGGGAUCAGCUUAAAAUUGUUUUCAGUUCACAUUCAAACUCAUAUUAUUGCAAAAUGUUUUCUUUUGCAGGCUAUGCGUCUGCCAACUGUUACAAGUAUUCGAAUUCCUGAAGGAUUCCCAGACUGGAAAGCUGUCCCGACUUAUCUGAUGAAAAAACACAAGAUUGAACUCGUCGGUGGCCUGGGCCCAACACUCGGAAAGGUAUGGCGAGUAGGAUUCAUGGGACAUAAUUCAUCCCUUGAAAAUGUGGACAAGUUCUUGCGACUUUUCAAAGAGGCGCUGGAAGCUGUGAAAAAUCGCCCAAAAUCUCAGAUUUAGAAAAGAUAUUUGCGAAGCAAAGAAUUUUAGCCGGUGUGGCUAUAAAUGCCGGGAAAAAUAGUCAAGGCAGAAUUGAAAUGUUUUGAAAUGGGAAUUUUAUAGCUAUUUAUCAACUGUCACAUGAAAAGAGUCUCUAGGUUAGAAAAGUGUAAAAGCAUUUAUUAAACUCUGUACUUGAGCUCA
This is a messenger RNA of Pocillopora damicornis (cauliflower coral), 1474 nucleotides long. RefSeq names its product alanine--glyoxylate aminotransferase. Gene Ontology annotation, cellular component: peroxisome. The record is from RefSeq and is a predicted model, not a curated record. Gene Ontology annotation, molecular function: L-alanine:glyoxylate transaminase activity; L-serine:pyruvate transaminase activity. Lineage: Eukaryota; Metazoa; Cnidaria; Anthozoa; Scleractinia; Pocilloporidae.